AGCCAAAUCCAACUAAGCUAAUCUUCUUCUAUUCCCCUUUUGCUUCUCUAUAACACUAAAAAACCAGAAUUUUUUUUUAAAGUUUUUGAUUCCAAAACAAGAGCUCUAUUAUAAACUAAUCCCCUUCUUUCUAUAGUAUAGUUUCUCUCUCUUUUUUCUCCUCAAACUCUACUAAAUUCUCCCUACUCCCCUAUAGAGUUUUUCAUAUAAAGAAUUGAAGUGCUUCCAUAAAAUAGGGAGAAGAAAAUGAGAAUGUAUUGAAAGUGAUGAUGAUAUUAAUAUCUCACCUUCCAAAAACCAACCUUUGCUUGAAUCCAACUCUACUCAAACCCCAUUUCUACUAAUCUACCAAACUAUCAUAAAGAGGGGUUUACUCAAAUUUUCUUUUAAAGUGUCCACCAAACUUUUGUUGCUUCUUGUUUUACAAUUAAAACCCACCAAAAAAAAUCCAAUCUUUACAUAAAAAUCCAAUCUUUAAAUAAAAAAAAGGAUUUUUUUUUGUGGGUUUCUUGAAAAUGAUUGAAAUUAUAAGAUAGGAGCUUUUCUUGAUUUGUUCUACCAAAAAAAUCCAAUCUUUUUUAUUGUGGGUUUCUUGAAAAUGACUGAAAAUAUAAGGUAGGAGCUUUUCUUGAAUUGUUGUACCAUUAAAAAUUUAAAACCCACAAAAAAAAUCCAAUCUUUUUUAUUGUGGGUUUGUUGAAAAUGACUGAAAUUAUACAACCCCAACAUGAGUUACCUUCAUCUUCAAGCUCCAUUAGUAUACUACCAUGUUUAGUAGCUAGAGAUAAUGAUGGGUCUCACCAAGAAAGUCUAAUUAGUGGACCCAAUUUGUAUUCUGUUGUAGAUGUAUACAGAGGGGGAAAUAAUACUGAGGUACAAGUAAGAGGAGUUGGUAUUUCUGGUAGGAAAAGAGAGAGAAAAAGGAGAGAAAGAGAAGAAGGGGGAGAUCAGCUGUCUUUGUUAACACUUUGUUUAACUGGUUUUAGGAAAUCUUUGGUUGCUUGUAAGAGCAAUUUUGAUAUUAUUAGUGGUGUUGGUGUUGAAGAGCUGCUUUCUUCUUCUUGUUCUGGUUUUAGUUCUAGUUCUAGUUCUAGUUCUGCUAAUUCAUCAAUGGAGAUUAGUUGGCCUAGUAAUGUCAGACAUGUUGCUCAUGUCACUUUUGAUAGGUUUAAUGGAUUUCUUGGACUUCCUGUUGAGUUUGAACCUGAAGUACCUAGAAGACCUCCCAGUGCCAGUACAAGAGUCUUUGGAGUUUCGACAGAUUGCAUGCAGCUUUCAUUUGACUCUCGAGGAAAUAGCGUCCCCACAAUCCUUCUGAUGAUGCAAGGGCGCUUAUACGUUCAAGGUGGCUUGCAGGCUGAAGGGAUCUUCAGGAUCAAUGCCGAAAAUGGCCAAGAAGAAUUUGUCAGGGAGCAGCUAAAUAGGGGAAUUAUUCCAGAUAACAUUGACGUCCAUUGCCUAGCAGGUCUUAUAAAGGCUUGGUUCAGAGAGUUACCAACGGGAGUUUUGGAUUCUCUCUCGCCAGAGGAAAUUAUGCGUUCUCAAUCGGAAGAAGAGUGUGUGCAGCUCGUGAGACUUCUUCCUCCAACUGAAGCUGCUCUAUUAGAUUGGGCUAUUAACUUGAUGGCUGAUGUUGCUCAACUGGAAAGUUUUAACAAGAUGAAUGCACGUAAUAUUGCUAUGGUGUUUGCUCCAAAUAUGACACAGAUGGCAGAUCCGUUGACUGCUUUGAUGUAUGCUGUUCAAGUUAUGAACUUCCUCAAAACUCUAAUUCUCCGGACUUUGAAAGACCGAGAAGAAACUGUUGUAGAAGCUGGUCCUGCACCAGAAUUGGAACCAUUCGAUGAAAAUGGACAUCAUAGUGCUUCACAGCCAAUAGUUCAGAAGUCUAACGAGAUCGAGGAGGAUAUCCUUAUAUCCAAAGGACGACCCUCAAGUGGCGCUGCUAAUUCUACCCUCAGAGAGAUAAUAGUUGAGAAUAAAUCCCAUGGAUUACCGUGUACCAUAGAGAACGUUCUUCAGGAAGAUGCGUUCGUUGAUUGUCUCAGUGAAAUCUCAAACCUGCCAGACAGCACAAAGGAUGAGCUUGGAUCUGGUAACAUCAAUUCAACAAGUGGAAGAAGUCAGCCAAAAAUCCGAAGGACUAAAAGCGUGCAUUCGAGUAGUUCUAGUCUGAAAGGAUCAAAGAAAAUGAUUGAAUGGCCAACAGGUCAUGUAGCUGGAAAUUUAGAGAAAGGCAAGGGGGUCAGAAUCAUCGAUAGGUUGAAUUCGACAACAGAAAGGGUGGAAGCAUGGCGAUGAACACGUCUCUCGCCUCAACGAGCCAUUGUUGCUACCUCAUCAAGAAGUUAAAUGAUUGUGAUUUAUGUUUGAAAAAAGGACAAUGUAUUAUCCAGUUAUGUUUGUGCUUGGAUAUUGGUUACUUUCUUAGUAGUUCAAACAGGAAUUCUGUCACCUUUCCGUCUAGGCAUGUUUGGCUGGGGAAACUAGCAGGAUGAAUGUAAUUUAUGUGUUAUUUUUUUGGUAGAAUGAAUAUUGUUGUGGUUUCCAAUUUCAAUAUGAUUUUCUU
Messenger RNA from Solanum tuberosum (potato), 2569 nucleotides. RefSeq names its product rho GTPase-activating protein 5-like. Bases 703 to 2301 code for a protein of 532 amino acids. The transcript is spliced from 5 exons. Gene Ontology annotation, biological process: signal transduction. NCBI's taxonomy places the organism in Eukaryota, Viridiplantae, Streptophyta, Magnoliopsida, Solanales, Solanaceae. The record is from RefSeq and is a predicted model, not a curated record. Gene Ontology annotation, molecular function: GTPase activator activity.